CACAUUUUUCUAUUUUCGCAGACAUCAGGACUUCGCCUCCGAUCUCUCUCUCUGUGGCAAAACUUUCCAAUUUCUUCUUCCCCUUUUCUUCAAAUUUUCUGCGUAAUUUUUUCUGAUAUUUGUCCUUUUUAUCUUUUGACUUUCGCAAAUGUAUUUUUUGCCCCCAACAAAUAAAUAGAGAUGCUGUAACCGUGCAUAGAUUCCCAAUUUUUGUUCCGCCGCAACCCAACGAUCUGAGAGGGGUCAAAGAUUUUGGACUGCCAACGGUCGGUUUUAGAGUGUUGGUAUUUUCAGAUUCGAUUGGGUCUUCAUAGUCUGUUUGGAUUCGGUGUAUUUGAAAAUUUUGUUUAGGGAAAGUUUGAACUAGGGUUUCGGGUUUAUUAAGGGUUAGGCUGUUUACUUUGGUGGUUUUGGGUGAGUGACUGAGUUCCUGUCAUUCGGGGCUCCCCUUAAGUUUGUUUUGUCGGUGGCUUUUCCUUCGGUAUAAACAUUCCGGGGUUUAGUUUUAGUUGGGUUUCCGGAGUGGAAAGGGAAAGCAGGGCCGGACUUUCGUGAAACUUAAGCGGUUUUUCUUUUUCUUUGGCGGAGUUGCCGAGAUGCCCCGGAGUUCGAGGCACAAAUCGCAUAAACAGAGCAAACACAGUUCAAAGGAUUACUCCGACUCUGAUGAGGAUGUAAUAAAGAUGAAGGAGAAAGGUAGUAAAGACGAAAACUCUGUUAGGGUUCAUAAGGAUUCGGCAUCUGGUGAAAAGCGCAAAAUUGCAUCCCAGGUGAGAGAAAGCAAGGACAGUAAAGAUCUGAGUGGGAAUGGCGAUGUAUUGGAGGCAUAUGUUUCAUCCAAACGGCGAAAAGAGAAAACUGAUGUUGGUGGUGAUAGGUGGAAUGGGGGUGGAGAUGACAGAGGGGACAGCGAUAGGAACAUGGAAAGGGAAAUGCAUAAAGGGGAGAGCUUGAAAGUUGACACCAAAUCGAAGGAAAAUAGCAAUAAAGGUGAAAACAUGAGAAUUGAGUCAAAGAAUAAGAGUAAACGGCACGACAGUGGAAUUGCUGGUGAGAGAAAAGAGGACAGUUUAGCAUCUGUAUUGGUGGACAAAGAUGAUGGUAAGAGUAAAGAUGAGAUGAAGCGGAAGUCUGAGAGGGAUUCUUCUGCACGUAGAGAAGGGAAGGAGUCGAAAGACAAGGACCGCAGAUUGGACAAGGAGAAGAAUGUGGGUCCGGAGAGUAAGAGUGGUGAUGCUGACGAUGUUGUGAAGAAGCAAGGGACCCUAUGGAGGGAUUUUAGUGAGGAGAGACAGGGUAAGCGGUCGCGAGAAAAUACUGAGCGUACUUCACAGGACGAGUCGCAAAAUCCUGAGUUGGAGAAGGAGAUUGAGAAAAGGAUACGCAAAAAAAGAGAAGGUUCUAGUGAAAAAGAAAAACAUUAUGAUGAUUUUAAAGAAGGUGAUGAGAGACGGUUGUCCUCAAGAGGUGAUCGUGCCAAAGAUGUGAAAUACAGAGAUGAUAAGCAUAAGGAUGGUGGCUAUGUGGAUAAAUAUCAUGAAGAUAGUCAUAAGGAUGACAGGCGGAGGGAUGAGAAGUACCGGGAAGAUGCUGACAAGGAUAAUAAACAUCAUAAUGAUAAAUAUCGAGAAGGUGGUGAGAAAGAUGCCAGACGUAGAGAUGACAGAUAUCGGGAAAAUGGUGAUAGAGACACUAGACGAAAGGAUGAGAAACAUCGUGACGAUGGAGAACGAGAUGGCAGGCGGAAGGAUGACAAGUACCGGGAAGGUGUUGAAAGAGAAAGCCGACGAGAUGAGAAGUACCAUGAAGAUGGUGAUAGGGAUAACAGAUGUAAGGAUAGCAGAUAUGCUGAAGAUGGAGACAGAGAUAUUAGACGUAGUGAUGAAAGGUAUUGUGAGGAUGGAGACAGAGAUGAUAGGUGCAAGGACAAUAUUUAUAGAGAUGAAGAGGGUAGAGACAAUAGGCACAAGGAAGAAAAGUUUCAUGAAGAUAUUGAAAGAGACAUUAGGCAUAAGGAUAGUAAGCAAGGGGAUGGAUUUGAUAGAGAUAAGAGACCCAGAGACACUAAGCAUAGGGAUGAACGAGCCUCAAGAGACCGUUCUGGUGAUAAGUCUGAUCCUAAGCGCUCUAGGGAUGAUGCUUAUGCUACUGAUCGUCAUGCUAGAAAAUCAAGUGCUUAUGAUGAUAGUCCAACCCAUGACGAUCGAGCAGCCAGGUAUCGAGAUGAUCAAGAUAGGAGAAGAACUAAUGAAAAAGAUGAUUAUGGUGAUAUUAGAUCUCGAGGUACAAAGGAUCAAAGAUCUGAUGCUGACAAGAAAAGUGCAAGAGUAGACCAUGCUUCUGAUAGAGUACGGUCUUCUUCUAGAAAUUCUGAAUUAGAGCAUACUUCUAGCCACAGCAGAAGGCGGAGUUCGCCCAGCUCAAGUUCUCAUGCUCCAAGGGAUAACUAUAGGGCCCUGAACCAAGACGAGUCGAAGUAUAGAGAUUAUAAUUAUGAAGAGAGAGUGCGACACAACAUAACUUCAGCUAGAGAUUAUGCUGGUGGUGUUGGAGGAUUGGAGAAGACUUCUUCAUCUCGGUCAUUGGAGAAACAUGGUCAAAAGGACGAUGGUCAUUUGAGGUCAUCGCCUUUGCAGCUAGUGGAUAAAUCUCCAUCAUCAAACACUGAUAGGAGACAGUUUGGUAGGCCUGAUGUAAGACGGAGUAUUGAUGUCGAAGAAUCAACACAGAGGAGUGGUGGUUCCCAAGAUUGGAGGGGGUAUUCUGGCAAGGAAGGUAAGGGUAGCCGGGAGUUGGGCAUGGAUGUACUGCCUGGAGAAGAGCUUCUACAAGCUGAUGUGGAUACCUUAUCGGUGUCUUCACCUUUUAUGAGAAACAACCAUUUCUCUAGCAGUUCAAGGUCAUUUCCACCUGCUCCCCCCUUCAGAACUGGUGUGGAUAGCCCUUUACUGGGCUCAGCUGAAGAGGAUAGCAGGGGUAAGUCGAACAUCCGCCAUAGGAGGAUUGGUGAUCCUAACAUGGGAAGGAUUCAAGCAAAUGCUUGGAGAGGCGUCCCAAACUGGCCUUCUCCUAUGGCAAAUGGUUUCUUGCCUUUCCCACAUGCUCCACCUCCUGUGGGUUUUCAUUCAGUUAUGCAGCCAUUUCCUGCUCCACCAAUGUUUGGAGUCAGACCAUCGAUGGAGUUAAACCUUCCUGCCCCUUACCAUAUUCCGGAUGCUGACAGGUUUUCUGGCCCUGGCCGCCCAAUGGGAUGGCAUAAUCAGGUGGAUGAUUCAUGUCCUCCAUUACAUGGAUGGGAUGCAAAUAAUGCUGUCUAUGGUGAGGAAUCUCAUAUUUAUGGGAGGUCGGAUUGGGACCAAUCUAGGAACAUGCCUCGUGGUAGAGGCUGGGAGACAAGUACAGAUUUGUUUAAAGGGUCAAACAGGAGUGCAAGCAUGGAGAUGAUAUCUUCUGAGAAAGAGAACAACUCCACUCGAAGUGGAGAUGAAGCUUUGGCCGCUCAGUCCAUCCAGCCAGCUCAAAGUGAGCAAACUCUAGCUGAUCAGCAGGCAGACAGCUCUGACAUUAAUCAGUCGAUAAAAAGCUUUGGGAAGAAUGACAUUGAGGUUCCCCUUAUUAAUCAGGAGGAUACUAGUGACGUAGCUAAAAUGUCUGGGAAGGAUGAUGUACCCCUCUGCCAUGUUUACCUUUCCAAACUGGACGUUUCUGCUGAUCUUACUGACCCUGAAUUAUUUAAUAAGUGCACAAGCUUGAUUGAUCUGGAUCCGAGCAUAUUGUCUGAUGGUGAUGAUUCUAGCAUUCUACGUAUGGAGGGUACAGAAGCUAAGAUGGUACCUCAUAGGAGUUAUGCUCUUUUUGUGUCUACUGAUGAUUCUAUUUUCCAGAAAUCAAUCUCUCUCUAUAAGAUGCAGAAAGAAAACUUUUGGGCUGAAUAUGGUGAGAAACGCAAAGUAUUGAGUAAGCUGGUUCUGAAUACUGAUCGGGGGGAUCAGAACGCAGAAGACAACAAAACUGAGAAGCGGUGCCCAACAGACGACAUGCAGGGUGUAGAGGAUGCUCUUCCAAACUUUGGAACUGAGGCAGAUCAUAAGAAUAGUUUGCAGCAGGUAGGACUGGGUGGGGAAUCCCUGAAACAGGAAGUGGGUCCACCAGUUGGCGACACAAUUGAAACAUCGAAACAGCCGGUUUCUGCCUCAGACCCUGUUAACAUGGAGGAAACUUUUGAAUUUGACCAGGAACUAGUGGAGCCAGAUGUUAAGGAGAAGCCCUUAUGUGUGGCGAGUGUUGAAGGGUCUGAUUCUCCUUUACCAUCAGAGGUGAAAGUUGCGCAAAUGGAGUCUGGUAGUAACAAUGAUGAACUGAAAUUUGUAGAUACUAGGUGCGGUGCAUUGGUUAAUUCUGAUGAUGUGUCCUCAGAGGCAUGUGAGGCAAUGAUGCCAGAGUCAAUCGUGUCUGGGUCACUAAAUUUAAGUCGGAUACACCAUUCUCCUGAAAGUACACAUUGAGACAAUUUAUUUUUCUGAGUUUUUGAAAAAUGCCGUUGGUGUUUUCUUAUCUUGUGAUCUCGUCUGUGUUUGCUGCCUAUCUAGUUAAUGAAUAAAACUCUCGUGUUCUUCUAUCGUUUUCUCUGUCAAGUUUCUCUUUCUAGAUGGGAAACUUGGUGUUGUUUCUUCCUCCGAAUUUAAAGUUUCACCUGGCCGGA
Sesamum indicum (sesame) is the source of this 4702-nucleotide messenger RNA. RefSeq lists its product as uncharacterized. NCBI's taxonomy places the organism in Eukaryota, Viridiplantae, Streptophyta, Magnoliopsida, Lamiales, Pedaliaceae. The record is from RefSeq and is a predicted model, not a curated record.